Messenger RNA from Alosa sapidissima (American shad), 4845 nucleotides. It is a transcript of the gene rybpb, whose product is annotated as RING1 and YY1 binding protein b. Gene Ontology annotation, biological process: positive regulation of DNA-templated transcription. The transcript has 5 exons. The coding region runs from base 153 to 944 and encodes 263 amino acids. The record is from RefSeq and is a predicted model, not a curated record. NCBI's taxonomy places the organism in Eukaryota, Metazoa, Chordata, Actinopteri, Clupeiformes, Clupeidae. Gene Ontology annotation, cellular component: nucleus. Gene Ontology annotation, molecular function: transcription coregulator activity; DNA binding.
CAGUCGUUUUGCCCUGCCUCGAGUCGGUCGCUGAAUGUGAGCUUGCCUGCCAGCGUUAGCAGCGCGUCUAUCUGGAUCUUCUACACUCAACCUACAACAAUUAUUGUUAAUUGCUGAAACCUUUUCUCUCUUUUCGGAAACAUAUUCUCAGCAUGGGCGACAAGAAAAGCCCGUCCAGGCCAAAAAGACAAGCCAAACCAACGGCGGACGACGGCUUUUGGGACUGUAGCGUCUGCACCUUCAGAAACAGCGCCGAAGCUUUCAAAUGCAGCAUCUGCGACGUGAGGAAGGGCACAUCUACAAGGAAACCACGAAUAAACUCGCAGCUGGUGGCACAGCAGGUGGCCCAGCAGUACGCCACACCCCCACCGGCCAAGAAGGAGAAGCGCGAGAAGCCCGAACGGCCAGAGAGAGAGUGCCGGGCAGAGGGCGAGCGCGAGGAAGACCAUGAGGGUGAGCGUGACCGUUCUGAGGGGCGCCAGCCUGACGCUGAGCCCUUGGACAAGAGUGACAAGGAGCCCCUGCAGAAGGAGAAGAAGGACCGCGAGAAGGAUAUCACCCCAGCCGUCGUCAAAAAGCCCAACAGCAAGAAGAUCAGACCCAAGUCAGACAGUCACCAGAGUCCACCAUGCGAUCGGAGCAGCAUACAGUCUGGAAAGUCGACGACCAAGACCAACAGCGCCCACAUUUCAAGGCCCAAACUGAAGAACAUUGAUCGCAGCACGGCGCAGCAGCUAGCCAUCACGGUGGGCAACGUGACGGUGAUCAUCACAGACUUUAAGGAGAAGACACGCUCGUGCUCCACCUCCUCCUCCACUGUCACCUCCAGUGCGGGCUCCGAGCAGCAGCACCAGAGCUCCGGCUCCGAGAGCAUGGACAAGGGCUCGUCGCGUGCCUCCACCCCCAAAGGAGAGCUCUCGGUGGGGCACGACGAGUCAUUCUGAGCCCCCCUCCCUUUCCUCGUCCCCUGGAAGUUGGUCACCUUGCCCAGUACCACCCCCCCUCCAGCACAGACCUCCCUCCACCCAACCCCAUUCCCCCUCCAAUUUCCCAUGAGACCGACAUCCAACAUCCUCCUGGACCGCUAUGAAGAGACUGAGGAUUAUUCUCCUAGCGUCCACCUACCCUCCAAAAGUCUACCCAAGACAGAGAAACACCCUUACCCCUUCACCUGUCCUUGGCACUCUCCUAAUGUUCUAAUUCACUUUAUACCCCACCCCCCUCCCUUGGUCUCCUUCAAACUGAGAGUUGGUCGUCGGGGUUCCCAGAGUGAAGCUACGAGCAGGAUCUGUGGCGAAUUUUUUUUUUUUUUUUCCAGCAUUCAGGAAGUUCAGCCAUGGAUGCUUGAGGAGUGAGAAUUUACUCCCCUCCCCAUCUCUCUCACACACACACACACACACACUUUCUCUCACACACACACACACACACACUUUCUCACACACUCUCCUCUCCACGGUCAUAGAAAGGACAGAGAGAGCUCAAGGGGACUGCCGACGAGCCUGGAGGUAUCUUUCGAGAGAACUUGUAUGUAUUGUUUUUUAUAUUGUAAGUGGAUGUUUGGCUGAAUCAGACUCUCUUACAUUUUUAUUUGUUUGUUUGUUUGUUUGUUCCUUUUUUGUACAAAAUUGUAUCUGCUGUGCACAAUAACCACCGACAUUUUAACAACUAUGACUGCUCCCAGUUAUAACCCCUAUUUAUUAUCUGUCGCCACUUUUCCGGUGCUCCUUUCACCUCAUUUGCUUUGAGCUUUGCUUAGCCGUGCCCCCCGUUGUGUCUCUGGAAAAAAAAUGCCCCUGUUCGCCAUUGAUAUUGGUGCUAGAUAACACUGUGAAACAGUUUCAGCCCCGGGACUGCCACUCACACACGAUAAUGGGGAUUUACCAGAAAAAAAAAAAGAAACGAAAAACCUGAUAUUCCAUUUUUCCACUCUUGCCCGUUUCAUCUUUUUCCUUUCUCCACUUUAUUCCCUUAAUGUGUGUUUUCGGUCCGAGGUUGUCUGCGUUGUUGUGGGAAAUAACCCGAUGUGGAAGUAUACGCCGGAUCCGUGGAUGUAUAUCAGCUUGUGCAAGCUGAGUGGAAGUUCACGGAGUGUGUUCGCCAAACCCUCCAUGGCAUUUAUUUUUUUAGUUGGCUGUAGCGUCAUGGCAGAGUUUCACAAGGAAAAACACUAAAGUUGACUUUUGUCUUGCACAUCGGGUCACCUGUCUGUGCUAACUGCAACUAAUGGGAGUGACCGAAAAUGUUACGCAUAGUUCCCAGUUUUAUAAACCGCACCUAAGAGGCAAACAUAUUUGCGCUGAGCAAAAUUGAAAGGCCUUCAGAUUUGGAGAUUCUGGUGAGUCCAUGAAUUCUCAGUGUUGUCAAGUUUAGUGCAAGGUUUUUUUUUUUUUGCACUCGGUGAGACUAGUUGCAGUUUAAGUGGGAAAUGAAGAAUUUAAUUUAGUUUUAAAUUGACUUUAAGAUAUUGAAGAUGUCACUGAAGGCAACGUAUCUCUACAACAAGUAGUUCCAUGUAAAUAAACCUUGUGUAUUUUUUUUUGCUUACAUCGCAGUAUCUUGAACUGAAAGAUGUUUAUACAGUUCAUAUUUCAUGAAGGGUUUUGUAUUUCAACAGCUGACUGCUAUUGCCAACUGGCUUAGUCAGGCUAACCAAACCAAUCCAGCGUAAGAGACAAACUGAGCAAACUCCCUUUCAACUUGUAUUAAACCUGUACAAAGUAUAAAUGUGUAUAUGAUAACUGAGUUUUAUUUAUUGAAGGACCAAAGGAAUUUGAUAAUGAUAUGACUCGUUAGGCAAAUAACAAUUUGAAAAAGAGAAAAAAGUGUAAUUAUCAUAUUAAAUACGAUUUAAAUAAAGACAUUAAUAUAAUCCGUUUAAAAAUGUGUAAUUCUUGUCCAGUUUAUAUUGAGGAUUAUGUUUUGAAACCUAGUUUAAAAACAAACACUUAAAAGACAGCAAAAAGGAUCAGCUUACAAAAGGUCAUCACUGCUGUACAGUAAGCAGCUGUGCCCUGGCCUCCUGCGUUGUGCAUUUACUUUGCUCUGUUCCCCCAGUUGUUCCUUGCUUUGUGUCUGAGGACGUUCAGUGGUGCUAGAGAUCCAGUGAGAUGGUAGUGCUGCACUGGGCAGAUGCUGAGCCCCUUUGACCCUCCCUCCCUCCGUCCCGGUCCUAGUGUCUCGUUUUUGUACCAUAAGCAAGUAAACUCUGGCAGAGGCCCCUUAGAUUAAGAUGUGCAAACCUCCGACUUAAUAGGAAGACACCAAGGGCCCAGUUUAGUGAGUUGUUUCCAACGGGCUAGGGCUGGCUGGCUAGGGCUGCUUGCUCGCUUUUUCGUUUUAAACCUGGUCACGUAAUGCAGAAAGCGAUCAAGUAAGAGAAGCAGGCGGUGGUGACAGAAGACAUGAUGAAUACCAAUUUGUAACUUGGAGAAAGCUGUCACCCCCUAGCCAGCUGAACAGUUUGAGGGAUCCACAUCUUUUGCUUCUGUUAAGAGAUCUUGUCAGUGGCUUUAGGUUGUCAGGGUGGAGCAAGGAAAGACCAAGAAGAGGGAAGUUGAGACCUUUGUUUUUUUUUUUUAGGUUUCAAAAAGUGAGUUUUUUUCUGCAAGAAUCCCUAAACUCCAUCUCUGAAUGUUUCUUGACAUGAUGUAGCUCGAACUGAACUCCUUGACAAAGUAAUGUGUCUGAUAUGAGAGAGGGCCGUCUUGAGAAAUGUAGUCAAGGAAACUCACCCCCCCGUCCCCCUCCCAAAACACCACCACUACUAAGAGAAUAUGCAAUAUGAGCUGGAUUAAGAUGGAACUCUCACUUGAGACAACAGAGAAUAGUUUUCUGACAAAUAAGAAGGGGCUUGGGGAUGAACACUGAUCAAAGAGAAUGCUUUUGGUGGGAGAUUUUCACAUCUCUCUCCUCCCUUGACUUUAUGAUAAUGUAUAUUCCAUUUACAUUUUCUAUGACUUCUAUAUAUAGCCAUCUUUUCACCUGCCUUACCCUGCUAACACCUGGCUUUUUUUUAUUUGGUAAAAUUAUAAAGAAAAAUUAAAAUGGAAAAAAAAAAUAAUAAUAAUAAUAAUUGUGUCUUAAUUUAUUUGAAAAAUUGACAAUUUUGCUGGAUGUGUAAACUGCUUGUAUGUGUAACUGAAAGAAAUGGUGCGGAAAAGCCAGCAUACAGAGAAUGGCAAUGGAGCUGAGCAAUUGUUGUUUUUCUUUUUUGUUGUUUUUGUUUUUUCUCUUGUAACGCGCAAGCAGUUCUGUUCUUGUGUGCGACCAGUAACCUUAUUUUACUGUGUAAAGAUGGUUACAAUUUUUUAGCUUCGUUUUAUUUUAUUUUGUCAGACCCAAAUAUAGAAUGCUUGUUUACUUAAUGGUAUAACAUUAAUCUCGUGGAAAAUCUCCGAUGUAAGUGUACUAUACAGGUUCUUUUAAUUUUCUCCUAAUACGAGGUCUUGUCGUACAGUACUUUUAAUGUUUAUGUUAAAUGAAAUGUUCUGUAGGGUCCGAUAGCAUAUUAAUCAGUACUUUUUCAUUUUUCGAGUUACAAGUCAUUUUACGAGUUUUUCUGUUUCGUUGUUUCACUUUUUUUGUUCUUCUCGCAGAGUGUUCUUGGUAAUUUUGUGAAAUGGUCUCAUUCAUUUCUUAAUUGUGUAAAUGUAUUUGGGGAAUAUUAAAUGAUCAGCGCUCCUUUGUCUUAGCUAAUCCAAUGUUGAGAUAAUACAUGUUUCUUGGCAUGUGCACGACUUCGCUCUUAGAUGCUACCUUUUAUCAUUUUUUUUCUCCGCUUCAAAUAGAAAUGUCUAUUUAUGAAUUUUGCUUGUAGUUUUUCACAAAUAAAAAAUGUUAAAUUUA